GUCACGUGAUAUUGCCGGAUGUUAAUUCAUCGUCGGACCGUUACGUUUCCGACCGAUGAAUCGUAGUCAAGCUCCCUUUGGUUUAAUAACAGCAAUUUUUGCUUUUAAUAAUGCGGUUGUACAAUGAGUUAAAUCAUAGAAAAUUUUAGUAUAGAAUGUAAUUGCUAAGGAAAACGCAUGCUUAUCUGUGAAACGUACCGUAGCUGAGAAACACUGUUAGGCUAAUCUUCACCCGCCUGCCCUCUCUGUUGCCGCUAUGCGCCGUUUUCGCUUCUCGAUUUGCGUCCCUUUGCUGUUAGCUUGGUCCAUUGUUGGAGAACCAGAGACCCCCACUAACGUUGAUGGAGCUCCACCUUCUAAAAUCGCUGUGGUUGGAGCAGGGAUUGGAGGCAGCGCCACCGCCCAUUUCCUUCGCCAACACUUUGGCCCUGAUGUGCAGGUGGACGUGUACGAGAAGGGCGAGGUCGGAGGCCGGCUCGCAACUGUAACAGUCAACCACAAUGACUACGAGUCUGGGGGCUCCAUCAUCCACUCCCUCAACCUCCACAUGCAAGAGUUCGUCAAACAGCUCGGUUUGAAGUAUCGUCGAAAUGUGGCGGGGAAGACGGCGGUUUUUAACGGAGAGGAGAUGAUUCUGGAGGAGACAGACUGGUACUUGCUGGACUUGUUCCGCCUGUGGUGGCGCUAUGGAAUCAGCUUCAUCCGGUUGCAGAUGUGGGUGGAGGAAAUCAUGGAGAAAUUUAUGAGGAUCUAUAAGUACCAGGCCCACGGCUACGCCUUCAGCUCUGUGGAAGAACUCUUGGACUCUCUUGGUGGCACUGGCUUCAUCAACAUGACCAGACGGCCGCUCUCCGAUUCGCUGCUGGAGCUGGGAGUGUCUCAGCGCUUCAUUGAUGAAGUCAUUGCGCCCGUCAUGAGGGUCAACUACGGACAGAACGUCAGCAUCCCUGCUUUUGUAGGCGCCGUUUCUUUAGCCGGCGCCCAGAACAACCUGUGGGCGGUGGAGGGAGGCAACAAAAUGGUGUGUUCAGGUCUGCUAAAGAUGGCCAACGCUAACCUGCUGCAAGCGCAAGUCAACUCUAUCUCCCCUGUCCCUUCAGGGGAUGCACUGGAGUACCAGCUGAACUUCACCACAGCAACAGGGACAACAGGAUCUGAACUGUAUAACAUUGUGGUAUUGGCGACUCCGCUCCAGGCCAGCAUUGGGUCUGAGCUCCAGUUCCAAGGCUUCACCACGCCAUUUGACCAACUUCCUGGCAGCUAUCACAGCACCGUAGCAACCAUUGUUCACGGAUACCUAAACACCUCCUUCUUCGGUUUCCCGGACCCUCGGCUCUUCCCAUUCGCCAGCGUUCUGACUACCGAUACGCCCAGUCUGUUCUUCAACAGCGUGGCCAGUGUUUGUCCCGUUAACAUCUCAGCGGGUUUUCGCCGCAAACAGCCACAAGAGGCUGGAGUCUACAAGGUGUUCUCGCCACAAACGCUGGACAAACCAGAGCUAAAAAUGCUCUUCAGGUCUUACUACUCAGUGCAGGUGACGGAGUGGCAAGCGUACCCUCACUAUGGCAGCAACCAGAGACUUCCUCCAGUGGAGCUCCAUCCCAAUCUCUAUUACCUCAAUGGUAUUGAGUGGGCCGGCAGUGCCAUGGAGAUGAGCUCUGUGGCUGCCAAGAACAUUGCUUUGUUGGCUUACCACCGCUGGAACAGACAGACCGAAAUGGUAGAUCAGAAAGAUCUGAUGCACAGGAUCAAGACAGAACUUUGAUGUGGUUAGACAAAGGCUCCUGGAUUAAGUAAAAACUGCAGGAGGAUGUUGCAGCUAAACUUGAAGCUAUGAUAUUUUUUUGCCUUUCAUUUUAGUUUACAAAAUGUGGCCGAGGCUUUUUAAAAUUUUCACUGAACACUGAGGGCAACGGGAAGCUCCAUGCAUUUUCUGAGGAGCUUUUUAAAUCUAAGACCAUUCUACCUCCUAGGCAUCGGUUCUCAGUAGUUAUGCCAAGGUAGAUGAGCGGCACACAUGUAUGGUGCUUCAGGACAAUGCAGAAUAACUCAAUUUUACAGUUAUGUCAACAAACAUGCUUUCAUUUUGACAGAUAUUAGAACUUCAGCUUGUUUGGAUGAGAACGUUUGAGGCGACCCCUUUAGAAAUGUUUCACUCUUUCUCUCUUUGGGCCAGUGAUGUGAUCAAACAUCCAAUGGUUUUGCUUUAGAAAACUCUGCUGCCACAUACUGUAUCUUAGCAAAGAGUCUGUAAAUUAUUAUAAAAUUGCUUCUUUUAGUUGCUACUGUUGUGAAUUAAUGAAAAUGUGAAUAAAUGAAAGAGUCUCUGCGUUGUUUUCUACACUAGAUUCUGUAAGAUGCUUUGACUGUCAUCCCCAUCCCACUGCAUUAGUCUCACUGCUGGGACUGAUAAUGCAGCAGCUAAAAGUCAAGUCUUAUCAAAGUAAAAGAUUUUCAACAAUGAACAAAAUAAUUAGGCGGUGACUCAUAGCGGUGACCACUGGUGCUCUCUUGCGCCUUUCAUCAGACUCUUUCAUUAUCUCCCCUUCCUGCUGCUAUUGUUGCGUAAUCCAGCGGAAAGAAUUUUCUAUUUGGGGAAUAGAGCCAACCAGCUUUCACACUGAGCUGGGAAAAAAAACAAAAACAGAGGACAGAUCAGGGACUGUUGCUGGUUAGCGUGACCCCUUUUUCCUCUUAAGCAUGAAAGGCAGAUUGAGUUAUGCUUCUUAUUGAGGGUGUGAUUUUGUGAAAAUGCAUGUUAAAGCUGACUUGUACAAAUGCCAAAAUGAAAAACAAAAAAAAAAAAAUCAAAAUGGCCCAAUUUGUUGACUGGGCGUGUCGUGGAUUUCAUUCAUCCACUAACAACGUUAAGACUUCAAAGACUGUUAGUUGUUAGUUGUGUCUUGUGAGGAUCUAAGGAAACAGUUCCAAACUGGUGGACAAGCUGGAAAUAAAGUUGUCUGAAA
This is a messenger RNA of Oryzias latipes (Japanese medaka), 2966 nucleotides long. It is a transcript of the gene pcyox1l, whose product is annotated as prenylcysteine oxidase 1 like. Lineage: Eukaryota; Metazoa; Chordata; Actinopteri; Beloniformes; Adrianichthyidae. Gene Ontology annotation, biological process: prenylated protein catabolic process; prenylcysteine catabolic process. The record is from RefSeq and is a predicted model, not a curated record. Gene Ontology annotation, molecular function: prenylcysteine oxidase activity.